Molecule: messenger RNA, 7064 nt
Organism: Cygnus olor (mute swan)
Lineage: Eukaryota; Metazoa; Chordata; Aves; Anseriformes; Anatidae
Gene: GRIP1
Product: glutamate receptor interacting protein 1
Biological process (GO): neurotransmitter receptor transport, endosome to postsynaptic membrane
Molecular function (GO): nuclear glucocorticoid receptor binding
Source: RefSeq, a predicted model, not a curated record
GGGUGUUCAUCAACUGGCAACAGUGGUGGCAUUUUCACAGGGGAAAAACAGGGGCUGGUGAGGUUAGGGAGGAUUAGUGCAUACUCGCAUGGGGAGCUUGGUAGGUGCCUUCAUUGUUUUGUCAUUUUUUCUGGCUAAAAUGGGUAUGUUUUUCUGACUAUACUAUUUUAAAAUACCUGGGAACCUGGAACAGGCCCAAAAGAGCUCCAACUUUUUCAGUGCGUUUUUUUAGGACCCUCAGACAGCAGAUCUAGCUUGCCUCUGCCGAUAACUUUCACGUGUUUCAAAACCAGAAAAUCCCAACUAAAUUCUGAUCAAUCUCUGCCUACUUCUAUUGCAACAAUGAUAAAUCGCAGUCCUGGCUCAUGCUUCGCUUCUUUUAAUGCUUUUAAAAAAAAUGAUCUGCUUUGCUCUUUGCAAAGUAAUGAUUCCCAUUGAAGUGUCUGCAUCACCAGAGACUCAUCCCACCUCUGCGUGCUGCUCAUUUUCCAGAUGAUGAUACUGUAAAAUGGGUUUCGCAGGACUGUCUGAUGCCCUCGUGCUCACGGGAGCCGUGUGUGCAGGUGAGGACGGAUUGACCGAGGCGACUGAUGGAUCCCGGGCUUGUGCUGGUCACCAGCGGAUGUCCUGCUAGACUGGAGACUUUGCUUGGCUUACAAGACAAACUAUGAUAGAUGGCACGGUGAUGGGAUUUGAGCAGGCUCUGCUUUUGUUUUUGAGUGGGAGGGAAACUAUACUGGGAGCACGCAUGAAAUUCCUGCCUUAUCUCAGGGAAUGCUGUGGAAUUGGGACAUGCAGCAGGAAAAAAGAGCAAGUGCCUUUUCAGGCUUUUUUCUGGUCUCCUCCUGUGCAAAGCACAGUUUGCCGUACCUUAAUUUUAAAGUUUUAAAACUCUGCUAGGAUUUUAAAUGAGUAUGGCACGGUGUGCGCGUGAUGUGGCUCCCUUUGUUUGCCUAUUGCCAUAUAGCCCAGAAAGCUCUGUAAGAAACCUGUCUGCGAAGCGCAUUUUAAUGUUUAGAUCUAGCAGUGAUUAGAAUACCCGAAUGCCCAGUGGGUAUAUGUGUCAUUUUUUAACAGCUGCCGAGCUUUCUCCCUGCUGCUCCAAUUAACACGUUCAGCACACGCUUGCCGGCGAGUGGGCUGUGUGUAUGGAUUAAACCACUCCGCUGGUUAUUCACCCCAUGUGCCUGAUGCCAGAAACGGAUCGGCGUCUUUCCCGUCGUAGGACGGAUGAAAUCAAACGGGGUCCCGAGUCUGUGCGGGUGUAAAUACGAGGAGGGAUUUAACUGGCAGAUGAAAACCUGCUUUGCCUGGAGAUGUGGUUCAGUCCAUUGACUAACAUCUCUCCCCGCCUCCCAGCCCCUCUUCAAAUGAUGGAGACAGAGGGCAGCGAGCUCCUGGUGCUGGGCUGCCUCUGGCUGCCAGGCACAGCUUUCCAACUUUGUUCUGCUUAAAAACUGCUUGGAACCCUGACUUUCUCCUUCCCCUCCAGUUUUUCCCUCCUUCAUCUAUUUUCAUGCUGAAAUAUUCCAGUUGGUAGCUUUGAUUAAGUGUCCCUUCCCCCCGCACCCCCCCCUUUUUUUUUUUUGUAAAAAAAAAAGGGAAAACAACAUGCUUUCUAGUCCUAGCUGAGGUAAGGGUUAUUUAAUGGUACCAGAGCAGAUGGUCGAAGGUUGCAGCUUUCCUUGAGUGCUUGCUGUUAAUUCAUGCUCGGACAGCUCUCCGUGAGGCAGAGGGCGAAGGGGGCUGCUGGUGGGCGCUGCUGAGGAGAUGGAGCGCUUCUUGGGCUUCGUCAAGCAGAUAAGGAGGUCGAGAAGAAGAAAAGGCAAAAAGUACCGGCCAGAGGAGGAUUACCACGAGGGUUACGAGGAUGUCUAUUAUUAUGCCUCAGAGCAUUUUCGAAAUGAAAGUCCUUACACAAAGUCUGCAAACCAAGCAAAGCCACCUGAUGGAGCAUUGUCUGUGAGGAGACAGAGUAUUCCAGAGGAAUUCAAGGGCUCAACAAUAGUUGAAUUAAUGAAAAAAGAAGGCACUACCCUAGGGCUUACAGUAUCGGGUGGAAUCGACAAGGAUGGGAAACCAAGAGUAUCUAACCUUCGUCAAGGAGGGAUCGCUGCUAGGAGUGACCAGCUGGAUGUUGGUGACUAUAUCAAAUCUGUGAAUGGAAUCAACCUGACCAAAUUUCGCCAUGAUGAAAUCAUCAGUCUGCUCAAGAAUGUUGGCGAGAGGGUUGUUUUAGAAGUGGAGUACGAGCUCCCUCCAGUCUCUAUACAAGGAUCGGGUGUCAUCUUUAGAACUGUGGAAGUUACUUUACAUAAAGAGGGGAACACUUUUGGGUUUGUAAUAAGAGGUGGAGCACACGAUGACAGAAAUAAAUCUCGUCCUGUUGUAAUAACAUGUGUUAGACCUGGAGGGCCUGCUGACAGAGAGGGCACAAUCAAACCCGGGGACAGGCUGCUGAGUGUUGAUGGGAUCCGACUGCUUGGAACAACACACGCUGAAGCUAUGAGUAUUCUCAAACAAUGCGGACAAGAGGCGACUCUGCUGGUUGAAUACGAUGUCUCAGUAAUGGAGUCAGUAGCGACGGCGUCUGGGCCACUACUUGUUGAAGUUGCCAAAACUCCUGGUGCUGCUCUUGGGGUUGCACUGUCUACUUCGAUGUGCUGCAACAAACAGGUCAUUGUCAUAGACAAAAUCAAAUCUGCGAGUAUUGCAGACAGAUGUGGCGCAUUACAUGUAGGAGACCAUAUUCUGUCCAUUGAUGGCACCAGCAUGGAGUAUUGUACGCUGGCAGAAGCAACGCAGUUUCUUGCUAACGCAGCAGAUAAUGUCAAGCUUGAGAUCCUCCCUCACCACCAGACACGGCUAGCACUGAAAGGCCCAGAGCACGCAGCUUUGGUGUCUUCAUCCUUCUCUCCUACCUCCAUGAGUGCAUACAGCCUGAGUUCCCUGAACAUGGGGACCUUACCUCGCAGCCUCUACUCCACCAGCCCGCGUGGGACAAUGAUGAGGCGGAGGAUGAAAAAGAAGGACUUCAAAAGCUCCUUGUCUUUAGCCUCUAGCACUGUUGGUUUGGCUGGGCAGGUCGUCCACACAGAGACCACGGAAGUAGUGCUGACAGCUGACCCCAUAGUAGGGUUUGGGAUACAGCUCCAGGGUAGCGUGUUUGCUACCGAGACCUUGUCUUCUCCACCUCUCAUUUCCUAUAUUGAGUCUGACAGUCCGGCGGAAAGGUGUGGGGUCCUGCAAAUAGGAGACAGAAUAGUGGCAAUAAAUGGUAUCCCAACAGAAGACAGCACAUUUGAUGAGGCCAAUCAACUGCUCAGAGACUCCUCUAUCACCAACAAGGUCACCUUGGAAAUAGAAUUUGAUGUUGCAGAAUCUGUUAUACCAAGCAGUGGAACAUUUCAUGUAAAACUACCAAAGAAGCAUAAUGUGGAACUUGGCAUCACGAUAAGUUCUCCAUCCAGUAGAAAACCGGGGGACCCUCUGGUUAUUUCUGAUAUCAAGAAAGGAAGUGUUGCUCACAGAACUGGGACACUGGAACUGGGUGACAAGUUGCUUGCAAUAGAUAAUCGACUUGACAAUUGCUCGAUGGAAGACGCUGUUCAGAUCCUUCAGCACUGUGAGGACCUUGUAAAGUUAAAGAUCCGCAAAGAUGAAGAUAAUUCUGAUGAACAGGAGAGCUCUGGAGCAAUUAUUUAUACUGUUGAGCUCAAGCGCUAUGGUGGGCCUCUUGGAAUUACAAUCUCUGGUACUGAAGAGCCCUUUGAUCCCAUAAUUAUUUCCAGCCUUACAAAAGGAGGAUUAGCCGAAAGAACUGGAGCAAUUCACAUAGGAGACAGAAUCCUAGCAAUAAAUAGUAGCAGCCUGAAAGGAAAACCUUUGAGUGAAGCCAUUCAUUUAUUACAGAUGGCAGGAGAAACUGUCACUCUGAAAAUCAAGAAGCAGACAGAUGCUACCAGUCCCAAGAAAUUUUCUGUCCCUGUGGGUCACAUAAAUGAACUGAGCGAUGCUGAAGAUGAAACCUCUACCGCACAGAAAUCUGGCAAACUCUCAGACAUCUAUUCUACUACAGUCCCAAGUGUUGACAGCGCAGUAGAGUCGUGGGAUGGCUCUGGUAUUGAUACCAGCUUUGGAAGUCAAGGACCCAGCUAUCAGGCUUCAGGAUACAACUUCAAUGCCUAUGAAUGGAGGAGCCCUAAACAGAGGGGCAGCUUGUCCCCUCCAAGCAGACCACGAAACCACCCAUUCCAUGACCCAGUACUGAGUGAUGAGGAAUGGGACCAACCUACAGCAAGCAGCACAGCUUCCAAGAAUAUGUGGCAACAGAAGGAGACUGAGACGUUGGGAGAGAAUCAAGAAAACCAUUUAAAGCAAACUUCUGUAGAAAGGUCAGGGGGAGAGAGCAUCAGGAGCGUGAAGAAAGAGGGCAAGCUGUGGAAAGGUGCCUCUGGUGGGCAAAGGAAAGGUGGGGGACAGCUGGAAGAGUGGAAUACUUCCAGCUUCGCAGGUACCCAUGAUAACACCGAGGCUGACCAGGAGGAAAACUUCUGGUCUCAGGCUCUGGAGGAUUUAGAGACCUGUGGCCAGUCAGGAAUUCUGAGGGAACUAGAGGACAAGGCUGACAGGCGUCUGUGUUUGAGAAACAUGACUCUCUUGGCCACAAUUAUGUCAGGAAGUACAAUGAGUUUGAAUCAUGAAAACCCACAACCUCGUAGCCAGCUGGGAAGACAAGCCAGCUUCCAGGAAAGAAGCACCGUAAGGCCACAUUACAGUCAAACUACUCGUAGCAACACAUUGCCAUCAGAUGUGGGGAGAAAGUCCAUGGUUAUGAGAAAAUUUAAGCAAGAAAUGAAAGAAAUCAUGUCACCAACUCCUGUGGAGUUACACAAGGUAACUUUGUACAAGGACACUGAUGGAGAAGACUUUGGGUUUAGUGUCUCAGAUGGCUUAUUGGAAAAAGGAGUGUACGUUAAAAACAUUCGACCAGCUGGCCCUGGCGAUCUGGGUGGUUUGAAACCAUACGACAGACUGCUACAGGUAAACCACGUUCGCACCAGAGACUUUGACUGCUGUCUGGUUGUGCCCCUCAUCGCAGAAUCUGGCAAUAAGCUGGAAUUGGUUAUUAGCAGAAACCCACUGGCAUGUCAGAAAGGAAGUGCAGACCAGCAGCCUUCAGCAGGGGGGGAAUGGAGUGAUCAGAACAAUGCCUUCCUCCAACAGACUGGACAUGCUAAUGUUAAUACAGAGACACGGGAUCCUACAAAUACAUUAUAGCAGAAAAUAAUUUUAGUGGGACAUUUGGUAAUAAAAGACAAUUAUGGUGCUAAAUCCCUUUAAGAUUUUUCUGAAGAUAAGGCUCAGACACAAUAUAGCACUAAAAAGCACAGGAGGUCAGUCUGUCUGUCUCAAGGCUUGUAUUAAUUCAUGGUCACGUUUUAAAAAGUUUAACUCUUUGUUAAGUCACUCCAUUUCUAAACAAUCUACCAUUAGCAACAGUACCUAAGGGCAUUUUUCCCCGAACAAGAAACUGGGGAGAUGUUUAAACAUGAUUUAGAUGUACCUUUCCCUUCAUCAUCAGCUGCUGUUUGAGGGAAAAAAGCAUGGCGUUAACUUCUCCUAACAGUAGCGUCCAGGUUGAUUUUUAAAAACAUUUUAGCAGCAAGCCAUUGUCUGAUGGCCGAGGAAGAAUGGUGUGCUGGCAUCAUGCUUUCUUGUUAACUGUCUAGCUCUGUAAUUAUGGGGACCUUGAGUCUGCUGGCAAGAAUGGUAUACUCUUCAGACAAAGCACGGUUUAGAUGUUUUAACAAAGUGUUUUUAGGACGCUGCAGCAUGUGGUGAACAUUACUCCCCAACAACUGUGGUAAAUUUUAGUAGCUCAUAUGUUAUUCCCUAUGCAAUGAAAUAAUUAACGAUAGGUCUUGCAACAUGUAAGGCUUUUUAAGCAGAGACUUUUUUAGUGAGAUUAAAAACCUCUGAAGGAGGAUUACUGAUGAGUAAAAUUGAAAAGAGUUUAGACAAACUAGAAAGGUUUUAAAAUAAAAUGGAUUUUUUUUUUAACUAUCGCAGUGGAAGAUUGAUACAAAAGCUCCUUAAUGAUCCAUAACCCUGUAAACUUCUACUGUUGUACACAAGCUUUUUAAAUCAAACACUUUCUUGAGGGGACUAAUGUCCUAUUUAAUAUACUUUGUUUUCAGCCUUCUUUACGAUAAACUUACCCCCUACAACACGUUUUUAGAAUUUAAAAUUGUAAAUACAUUUUACAAACUUCACAAAUUCUCCCGCCUCCCCUCUCCCCCCCAAGCAAUAAAAUACUGCCAGUUGCUUUAUAUGCUCACCAGCAGCUGCUUUGGUUUAUUCCAGUAUUCGAGUUGUUAUUGGUAAUUAUUGUUCUUGGUGAAUAUAAUGAUACUGGAUUUGUACAUUUGUAGAGUCUCCACAUCUAAGCAAUCACCUAACAGAGUUGCUUCUGGUCAAUUUAAACUGUUUAACUGUAUCCCUAUUGCUGUUUCCAAUACAUAAAAAGCUCACCCUGCACACACAAAUAUGUCUGAUUUAUAUUUCAGCACUACCAGAAAAGGUCAGAGUAACAUUCAAUGCUGAAUCUUGUAAAAAAAAGAAAAAGUCCAUGAGUCACUUAAAUAUGUAUUUUUAUUUGUAACAAAUAAGUAUUAAACUGUAAAGUAUUUUUGUACAAAUUUAAUACUUUAAUAGCAUGAUAUUUAUCGUCUAUGUAUGUUUUUUUGAAAUUCAAACUGUUGCAAAUAUUUGUAUGGAAAAAAAUGUAUAAAUUGAAAUAAACACUGAUUUAAAGACAUUAGAAACGAGGUAGCAUUUUUCUAUUUUACAUGUAGAGUAGCAGUUUGAGUAAAAAAAAAUACCAUGUUUAUGUUCAUGGUACACUUUUUCCUGCUGUAGUAUGAGUGAAAAAAAAAGUUUGUUAGAAGUAAGCAAGCUCUCUCCAAAUUUUAAUACAAUUUGUCUGAAGUUUGUGUAAACAUUCGUCUUUUUUAAUCUCAUAAAUUGCAAUACAUCAAAUCAUGCAGUACACAAACACAUGU